AACAUAUUUUCCAUGUCGAAAUAAAAUCAUUUUUGAUAUAAAAGUAAAACCAACUUUAAUUUACUUUGUGAGUCUCAGCGCUGUGGACGUGUGUUUUAGUUAUUGCUACUGGAAGUGGUAAACACAAGACGGGAUCGUAAUUCGUAUCGAGCAGAUAAAAAACAACUGUGAAUUCUGAUUUAUUUUGCGCGAUAAUAAAUUAUUACGAAAGUGUUAAGUUUUCAUGGUUUUAGUGACGACUGACGUAUGCAAGACCGAAGACGUAUGUGUACAGUGUAACAUAUCAGCUGCUCGGUGAAGUGAUUGUUGCGUGUGUUUUAAAUUCAUUAAUUUAUUUCACAUAAUGAAUUUGUCGUUCGCUGGUUGUGGUUUUCUUGGUAUAUAUCACGUAGGUGUUGCAGUAUGUUUAAAGAAGUAUGCUCCACAUUUGCUGAUUGGCAAAAUAUCGGGGGCCUCUUUUGGGGCCCUAUCUGCAUGUUGUCUUCUUUGUGAUCUACCCAUAGGUGAACUCACAACAGAUGUCCUACGGGUCGUAGGCGAGGCGAGGGCAGGCUCCUUAGGGCCUUUCAGCCCUUCCUUUAGUAUACAGAAUGUCCUUUUGGAGGGCAUGGAUAGGUACUUACCAAAGGAUGCCCAUAAGAUAGUCAGUGGCAAGCUCCACAUAUCUCUUACCAGGGUAUACGAUGGCAAAAAUGUUAUAGUCUCCGAAUUCCCUACGAGAGAAGAUCUCUUACAGGCUCUCCUGGCGUCAUGUUUUGUGCCAGUUUUCUCGGGUAUGCUUCCUCCGAGAUUCCACGGGGUGAGAUACAUGGACGGCGGCUUCAGUGACAAUCUGCCCGUGCUGGACGAAAACACUAUCACAGUCAGUCCAUUCUGUGGAGAAAGUGACAUUUGCCCGCGAGAUUUAAGCUCACAGCUGUUUCAUGUAAACGUUGCGAACACGAGCAUAGAAUUGUCUAGACAGAACAUGAGUCGGUUCGCCCGGAUACUGUUCCCGCCAAAACCGGAGGUGCUCAGCAAUAUGUGUAAACAAGGCUUCGACGACGCCCUUCGUUUUCUACAUAGAAACAACAUGAUCACUUGUACGAGAUGUUUAGCGGUACAGACAACGUACCAGCUACAGGAUGUGCUUGACGACAGCAAGUUCGAAUACGACCCCGACUGCGAGGAGUGCAAGACACAUAGACAAGACGCACUUGUUGAUGACCUGCCUGACACUGUAAUGACGAUAUUCGAGAACGCGAUCCACUCAGCCAACAACGGCCUAGUCAACUGGGUGAUGCGACAGCGCGGCAUGCGAUAUAUAUCUCUACUAGCGCUGCCGUACAGGGUGCCUGCUGACGUCAUGUACGCCACCUUCACCAAAUUUGUGGCGUGCACACCUAAGAUGAGCAAGUCCCUGUGGAGGCUGAGCUGGCAGGUGCUCAGUCAGCUGCACGCGUUCCUCUACUCCGCACACGACCGCUCCGACCCUAGUGUGUUCUACAAGCUGGGGAUCGAAGACAGCUUUGAUAGAAGACGCAGCACACCAAAGCUGGCGUAUACUGAGUCGCGGCAAUCUUUCGACACGCCAGGUGACACCGACGCAUUUGAACACAUACUCAACGUGACCACACACAAUGAGGCGCUGUUGGCGUACUAUUAUCUGGACAGCGAGAACAAGAUGAAGAUGACGGAGAUCUACGACGUGACGGACGCGGACACGGACGCAGUGCAGUCGCCGACGGAGCGCGACGUCAACAAGCAGCUGGAGUUCGACAACGACUGGACCGCUGACCUCAUGCCCGACAACGACGAGCUAGAUAUAGACGGUCUCGAAGAAGAAUUGGACCGCAACAUAUUCUCGGACCCGGAGAGUGAGUGGGAGAGCAAGUCCAACGACCACAGCUUUGAUGCCGACCAACCCGAGUCCGAUCGACAAAUUUUAGAACAAAUCGAUUGCGAAAGAUUAGCGAAAACUGUAACUAAGCGAGCAGUCAUACUAACAAACUUCAUGCUGAAUAAUUUAAUCGAAGCACUAUCAGAACUUUUGCGGAAUUCUACAUUACUCGAGUCACUGCUGCUAGAGGGACUACCCUUGAAAAUUCCAUACCUAAAUCCUCUAUGUGACGCAAUAUUAGCGAAUAGCUCGCUCCAACACCUGUUCUUGCCCCGUUGUCUGAUCGGUGACGCUGGUUGCAUGGCCCUGUGCAAGAUGGUGAGGUGUCUCCCCAACAUUUUGACCUUGGACCUGAGUGAAUGCGACCUCACGCCGCUCGGGGCUGGAUAUAUCGCGGAACUUAUUAGAUACCAGAAAUUACACAGGUACAGCGAGAACUGGAUCCACACGUUGCGCUACCGGCUGCCUGAGCUGGACACCAUGGCUGGUCUGCGGCGGCUCACCCUGUGCGGUAAUACACAGCUGGGUGACACGGGCGUCGCCAAGUUAUUCGACGAGUUGGCCGACGACCUGUGGAUCAAAGCCUUAGACGUCCAAAACUGCGGCAUAACGGAGGCGGGGGGAGCGGCUGCGAUCCACAUGAUGAAGUCCAACACCACGCUGGUCGUCCUCGACCUCAGAUACAAUCAGAUCAGCACCGAAUGUCACGCGAAGCUACGCCAGGCGGUGCGACAUAAUGAACAAGGGCAUGCCAACCAGUAUCAGUGGCUGGGGAACAUGAGCAGCGGCUCAAGUGACGGCAGAUGUGUAUCCAGACAAGUUUCAAAAACAAAGAUUGAACGAGCAUCUUCAAAAGUGAGGAACGUACCUAAACAUAACACAAAGCCAAGUGGCGUGAAGAAAGAAAGGGACUACAGCGAAGUGCUAGAAGAGAAGUUACAGGAGGAGACUUCUCACCGGAAACAGCUGGAAGAGCUCAACAUCCAGCUCGUUGAACAGAUGAAGAGGCAGAAACAGCACCAGAUACAGUUGUGGGCGAACGCCGCUACAUCCUCAGGUUCGGAGCAGUCGUUCCAAGCCAGCUCCCAUUCGGAGGCGACCAGCAGUUCGUCCAACUCGGUGACGAUAGACCAGCAAACUCUCGAGUACAUACAGCGCACCUUCCGCGAUAUUUACGCGUUCAUCAAGAACAACCAGUGCCAUGGACAAUGUCUCGAUGCAAAACUGGAAAGAAAGCAGGAAGCUGUCGACAGCGAAAGAGACGUAGCUUUAGACAAGAUCCUAAUGUCGCCAAAACGAGCACAAAGUCAAGUUGAAGUCGCUGGAAAGUUGAAGACUAGGAAGAGUACGAAGUCGGCGCAUCUGCUCGGCCGUCUGAACCCCUUGAAGGAGGAAUUGAGACCAGAAAUGUUAGAGCGCAACAUCGGGGACGUGAAAGAUUCUUGCGAAAUAAAAGAGAUUGAGCAGAAUGACUCCAAGAAGGACUCGCACAAAGAGGGUCUCGUAUUCUCCUUGGGUAACCUGAGCGACUCAUCAGAUACUCUGGUGUGCUCCCCCGCACCUAAUCCCAGGUUGGCUCUUUUCUCCUCCUCAGAUGAAGAUUGAUUUGUAACAAUAAAUUAAUAAAAUAAAGUU
This is a messenger RNA of Aricia agestis (brown argus), 3514 nucleotides long. RefSeq lists its product as uncharacterized. The record is from RefSeq and is a predicted model, not a curated record. Gene Ontology annotation, cellular component: lipid droplet; membrane; cytoplasm. Gene Ontology annotation, molecular function: triacylglycerol lipase activity; protein binding. Bases 344 to 3484 code for a protein of 1046 amino acids. NCBI's taxonomy places the organism in Eukaryota, Metazoa, Arthropoda, Insecta, Lepidoptera, Lycaenidae. Gene Ontology annotation, biological process: lipid homeostasis; triglyceride catabolic process. The transcript is spliced from 21 exons.